This is a messenger RNA of Aspergillus novofumigatus IBT 16806, 1821 nucleotides long. Its product is annotated as putative cytochrome P450 oxygenase. The transcript is spliced from 5 exons. The record is from RefSeq and is a predicted model, not a curated record. The coding region runs from base 158 to 1696 and encodes 512 amino acids. NCBI's taxonomy places the organism in Eukaryota, Fungi, Ascomycota, Eurotiomycetes, Eurotiales, Aspergillaceae. Gene Ontology annotation, molecular function: heme binding; monooxygenase activity; oxidoreductase activity, acting on paired donors, with incorporation or reduction of molecular oxygen.
AUUGCACGAUGGAGCGCCUCGCCGGCCAAUUAUAGGGAGCAUUGACUCCAAGUACCUUAAGCUGUGGUACUCAUAAAACACCUAUCUUUCCUCAUUUUUAGCAUGGCUUUUCCUUCCCUCCUACAAACCACGCCACUCCCUGACAUUAACGGGUCUUAUGUUUCCUACCGCAAUUUUGACAUCCGUCAUGGAGCAAUUCACCAUAUCUAUUAUACUACUCGCCAUAUUUGGCUUGAUUUUGCGCAGUAUAUAUCGCCUGUAUCUUCACCCCCUCCAUCAUAUACCAGGCCCAAAGUUGGCGGCAAUUUCUCAUGCCUAUGAGUUCUAUCAUGAUGUGAUCCGAGGUGGACUGUUUGUUUGGGAAAUUGAAAAGAUGCACGAAAAAUAUGGUCCAAUUGUGCGGAUCAACCCCCGAGAAGUCCACAUCAAAGACCCGUAUUUCUACGAUGAGCUUUAUGCUCCGAGCAGCGGGGUGCGAGACAAAGACCCGAAAUCCGUAGUGAUCUUCAGUGCCCCCACCUCGUUAGUCGCAACAGUUGACCAUCAAACGCAUCGCAUGCGCCGGAAAUUACUAAACAACUUCUUUUCGAGGCGGUCGAUUGAGAAUAUCGAGCCGGUUAUCCACAAGUCGCUCUCAAGAUUCCUGGAUGGUCUUACUACAGCCCACAAGGAAGGCAGCGUAGUAGAGUUGAUCGACAGACUCCAAGGGUUGACAGGUGACGUGAUAACAGAAUAUGCGUAUGGAGAGAACUAUGGGCUCCAAGAUCCUGAGAACUAUGGCAAAGGCAUUGUCAAGGUUGUUCAGGAAGGGACGGACCAAAUUCACUUCUUUAGGUUUUUCCCUCUCGUUUCGCAACUGUUGCGAUAUGUACCCUCAUGGUUUAUGGGCCAGGUCUUCCCGGCCCGAGCGGCAAUAUACCAGCUGCUGCAUGGCGUACGGAAGCAAUCAAUCCUCGCGCUUCAGCAGAAGAACACUUCCAAUGCUCCCCAGAGGAUGACCAUUUUCCAAGCUCUUACGGCUCCAGAGGUGCCGCCCGAGGAAAGAAAUUUGCAGCGCCUCGAGGACGAGGGGCUGAUUUUGUUUGCUGCCGGUACAGAGACCACGGCGACCACCUUAUCUGUGGCUUUAUUUUACAUUCUGAAUGACAAGAGGGUCCUUUCGAAACUUCGCAGAGAAUUGGAACAAGUAAUGCCAACACCGCAACAUCCAACAACAUGGCGCGAACUUGAAAAGCUGCCAUAUUUGACGGCAGUCAUCCGCGAGGCCCUACGCUUUUCUGGAAUAGUUAUGCGACAGCAGAGAAUUUCGCCGACACAGGCCUUAAAAUACAAGGAUAUUGUGGUGCCUCCUGGGACACCAGUCAGUAUGAUCGCACGUUUCGUACAUAUGGAUCCCACCAUUUUUCCUGAUCCGACGAGGUUUCACCCUGAACGUUGGAUGCUCGCAGCAGGGCGCGAUGAAGGUCUUUCAAAGUUCCUUGUGACAUUUAGCAGAGGUAACAGGGGCUGUAUAGGCCUGAACUUGGCCUAUGCGGAACUAUAUAGUACCCUCGCAGCUGUUGUCCGUCGAUUUGAUUUGGAAUUGUACCAGACAACGCCAGAGAACAUUCGGUUCGUACGAGACAAACUUCUUCCACGGAGCAAGGAUGGUUGCUGGACGGUCCGAGUCAAGGUUGUUGGAAUCCGUGAGGAAUAGUGUACCAGGGUCGUGGAACUAAAUUUCCUCGCCGUAUACCCCUGACAUCAUGCAUUGAAUAGGGAUUUAUUGAGACAUUUUAACAAUUGUCCUUCGCUGUUUGUUGAAAAGAAGAUAUCUCGUCG